Molecule: messenger RNA, 1779 nt
Organism: Anopheles coluzzii
Lineage: Eukaryota; Metazoa; Arthropoda; Insecta; Diptera; Culicidae
Exons: 1
Coding region: 115-1734 (539 amino acids)
Biological process (GO): DNA integration
Molecular function (GO): nucleic acid binding
Source: RefSeq, a predicted model, not a curated record
GUGAUUGCUAGCAUCGGCCUAGAGGAGGACAUACGAUCAGUCGUCGUUAACUCAUUGAGUUCAGUUGCAUUAAAUGCAACGGAUGUCGCAACGGCUACUAAAUCCGAUCCCAUUAUGAGCAAAGUCAUACAGUUUGUACGACAAGACUGGCCACGUAACAGUACGUUCAGUGGUGAGCUGGCAUGCUUCUACGCUAGGAAGGAAGCUUUAUCAGAGAUGGGAGGCUGUCUCUUAUUCGGGGAGAGAGUCAUCAUACCAAAGGCUCUCCGGCAACGAUGCCUGCGUCAACUACAUCACGGCCAUCCAGGUGUACAAAGGAUGAAGUCGAUCGCACGAAGCUACGUCUACUGGCCGAAGAUAGACACUGAUAUCGCUGAACUUGUAGCAUCUUGUAACGCUUGUGCAUCCGCAGCGAAAUCACCCCCACACGCUAGCCCGGUAUCAUGGCCUGAGAUAACUGCACCGUGGCAACGUAUCCACAUCGAUUAUGCUGGCCCCAUCGACGGUUUCUCCUACUUAAUCGUAGUCGAUGCUUUCUCUAAAUGGCCAGAGGUAAUAAGGACUGCCAGCACAACUUCCAAAGCGACCAUACGAAUCCUUAAUACCAUGUUUGCGCGAUACGGUAUGCCAGUAACCCUUGUUAGCGAUAAUGGUUGCCAAUUCAUCAGUUCCGAAUUUGAGGAUUUUUGUAUUUGUAACGGUAUAGAGCACCUCACAUCCGCCCCGUUCCACCCUCAGUCUAACGGGCAAGCGGAACGCUUCGUGGAUACAUUCAAGCGCGCCAUAACCAAAAUCACGAGCGAUGGAACUGCGAUAGAAGAUGCACUUGACACGUUUUUACAAACAUAUCGCGCCACGCCAAAUCCUCAAGUGCCAAAUAACGAAGCGCCAGCGACAGUAAUGUUCGGACGACAAAUUCGCACUUGUUUAGAGCUUAUACGCCCUGUGCCUAAACCGCAAGAAACCAAUAACGAUGAGCAACGACGCAAUUUCGUCCCAAAUGAUCUAGUCUUCGCUAAGAUUUACUCGCAGAACGGAUGGAAAUGGAAGCCAGGAAGAAUAUUGCGGAAAUGCGGCAAUGUAAUGUACUGUGUUAUGACAGGGACCAUAAGAUUAUACGAAGCCAUAUCAACCAACUACGUCGUCGGGUCCCUUCUAACCAGCAAUCCAGUAAGCGUGAUCAACACCUUUUGCCGCUACAUAUUCUCUUGGAUGAGUGGAACCUUACGCCUCCGUCGUCGUCACCUGAUUCAUCGUCAUCAUCGUCCUCAUCGUCUCCAUCGUCAUUGUCGUUGUCGCCACCGUCCGAUUCAGCUCCGUGUAAUCUAUCACCGUCGUCCGCUGAAUCAUCAUCUUAUAGGACCGUGUCCCAAUCAUCAGCAUCACCACCUCCUGAACGUGAUUGCAUCCCUGAAGAGUCGCAUCGAGGAGCACAGCCGGUACCACCACCACGCCGCUCUUUUAGAGAUAGAAAAGCACCGCGUUGGUUCGACCCGUACCUGCUGUAUUAAAAGAAGGGAGAUGUUGUGGGAACGCAGCCUCAGCAGCGCCAGCUGCUCGACGUCGACAUUCGCCUGUCGACUAUUGAAGCACGAUCGUGUUGAGUGCCUGAGUGUUCCCGUAUUGGCGAACAAGGACCGGAGCCGCAUGAGAGUUGAUACCGAGCGCUCAAGGGCAACGGACGGUUGCACACCCACACACCAGUAUUCGCGUAUCGUCCUAUGUGUUAUUUAACGUGUUUCCUAUUGUAUCUUAAAUAAAGUGUAAGAAUCACAACAA